Petromyzon marinus (sea lamprey) is the source of this 2529-nucleotide messenger RNA. It is a transcript of the gene CCDC32, whose product is annotated as coiled-coil domain containing 32. Gene Ontology annotation, biological process: cilium organization. Lineage: Eukaryota; Metazoa; Chordata; Hyperoartia; Petromyzontiformes; Petromyzontidae. The record is from RefSeq and is a predicted model, not a curated record.
GCCCCCCUCAAUGACGUCACGGGCCGGAUGUGUCAACCCUGGAAGUAAACAGGAAGGGGCCCUUCGAGGCUUCGGCCACAACACACAAGUAAACAUUUGUCUCCUCGGCCGUCCCGACGCCGCCCGUCAACCCCCCGUGUCUGUCCGCGCCCCCGAGCUCCAUGGCCCUGGACUCGGCGCUGUCGAGCGAGGCGUGGGCCCACGUGUGUGAGGGUCUCGCCGGCCCCGAGGUUCCCAGCACGACUGACGGCUUCGAGGAUUCAUUUGGAAGCAGUGACGCUUCCACCGGAGUUCCUGACACACGGGGAGGCCCACUCAUCCACGCCGCUGAGACACAGGGAAACAACACCCAUACCCCAUUCCCUAAAACACACAGGGAUGCUCCCAUCACGAUUCCUGAGACAUUUGGGGAUGUACUGGAAAGGAACCCUCAGACACGGGGAGACGACACCAUUGUCACCGAGACAAAGAGAGACACUGUGACCAGGAUCACUAAAGCAGCGGGGGACAAGGUUCCUGAGAUGCAAUGGGGAACCCAGACCCUGAUUCUUGCAACGUCACUUUGCAACGCCACCUCCUCCAGCGUCAACACACGGCAAGACGGCAGAGCCGCCCCCGACACUGCGUCUGGGCGACUUGACGAUUCUGCAGCUUACUUGGCCUUGCUCGAGUCACGGCUGAGACGUAUCAAAGGGCAGGAGCGGGCCGUGUCGUCACGGGAGAUGGUGAGCAGCCUGGCGCAGGCGCGGCAAGAGUGCUUGGACCGUCUCCUGCACGACGACUCAUCCACGGAGGCCUUCACUGAAGACAACCUCGAAGACGGCUCCCUGACACAGUUCCGGCGAUGGCUCGCGCCCGAGCGAGUAGCCGUCACAGCCGAAGAAUUGGAGCAACUCAUACCGCCCGUGGCCAUGGUGGAAAAUAGCACGGCGUCGACUAACGGUGGGACGGCGGAUACAAGGGCAGCGGCGGUGAGCCUGGAACCGGUGAAAACGGAGGAAAUAAGUGACCAUGCGGAGAACGAGUGGGAAGGCCGUGCGGACGUGGAGCUUCCUGAUACGGGCCCUUGAUAUGGCAGCGGUUGAUAGCUGAAGAUGCACACACAUCCACAAAGCUCAGGUGGCUUCGCAAAAAAUGAAAGUGACAUUGUGGCUUGCACAGUUUCUCUGACCAAGAAGAUAUGUGUUUUGUGGCACUCGACAUUAAGUGGGAUACAUUAGGGGUAAAAUGGUUAAUUGCCCUGGAAAUUCAAUCAAUUGACAUGAUUCCAGGGCUGUAAUUCAAGAUUAUUCAUUGUUUACAUUACGGUGAAUGGUAGCAUAUGUACAAAACAAUGCAUUGACUAUUAAACGUGUAAUUGCAUAAAAUAUUAUUAAUUGAUUAAUCGAUGCAUUCAGCCCGAAUAGCAAUUAAAUGGAAUUUUUUGUUUUAAUCAAGCAAAUAAACUAUUUGUAUCUGUGGUUCAUAUAGUUAACGCGUGGCUUUAAGGUGGAUCUUUUUUUGUAGCUGUUAACGUCCUGGAGUAAGUAAAUCACUUGAAGAUGGGUGCACGGUUUUUAGUGUUGAUUUCCCAACACUGAGUUUUGUACGUAUGUAAGAUUGCCUUUCACUGGUAUUCAUAUCAUUACAAAGCCCAGUAUAACACAGAAAGUUUGCAUUGAUUAAAGUCUAAAAGAGAACCUGAUUUUUUUCAAUUAAAAAAAAACCGUUGAGGAUGACUGAAAAUCAACACGGGAUACUCGUUCAGUUUCAUCUGCCACCAGUUGGUGGCACUGUGAUCAUUGGCAAAGCUGGUUGAGAACUGUUGCGAACUAGUGCAGUUUAUGUUUGGCAUAACAUUUAAAUCCUGAUGAUAAAGAAAGGUGCAAAAAUGUGUGAUUUAUCUGCUGCUACUUAAUUGCUAUGAUUUGAUGUUCGUGGAUGCAUUUCUAGACAAGGGGAGGCACAGGACCCAGUUGCUGGAAUCAUUGAACUGGCCACAUGCCUAGGCUUGGACACAGCUGCCCAAGGCACGGAGAUUGGCUUUGGACCCCUUGGCAAAACGAUCUGACCCCAGAUUUCCGGGUACUGCCAACAUCAAGGAACAGCUAAAAAUAAGUGCCCCAUGUUUACAGCCAACAGGGACGGAUGGGUGGCGUCCGACAGAAAUAGCGCUGUUAUCGCCAUCUGUCUACUAUUUACGCUGUCAACCCCAAAGCACCUAUUAUCCUCCCUCCCUUCCUGUGUUCGGCCCUAAUUAUUUCAUAAUUUGAUGGUGAGUGUUUUUUUAUUAUUAUGCUUUUUUAAACCAAAACUGGAAGAUUAUAUCUAAAGCGGACGCCCGCAAACGGAAGUCAUGUCAAGACUGGAGAUGUGUGAAAUAUCUAUAAGCUAUGUCGCUAGUACUUUGUUACAUUUCUUUAUCCUAUGAACAGUUUAUCCAGAAGUGUUCCUGGCGUAAGGCAUUGACUACGUAUUUAAUUAAUGUAAUUAUGUCGACAUGUUUGCUGUUGGGAAAAAAUAAAAAUCGAAUAUGCAAGUUCUGGAAAA